Molecule: messenger RNA, 1901 nt
Organism: Wyeomyia smithii (pitcher-plant mosquito)
Lineage: Eukaryota; Metazoa; Arthropoda; Insecta; Diptera; Culicidae
Product: alanine--glyoxylate aminotransferase 2-like
Exons: 9
Coding region: 414-1799 (461 amino acids)
Cellular component (GO): mitochondrion
Molecular function (GO): transaminase activity; pyridoxal phosphate binding
Source: RefSeq, a predicted model, not a curated record
UCGAGUCGGUCUUGUUCCUGCAAAGUAAAGAAAAAGAAAAUUAUUAAUAGUUGUUACAAAGUGGCAAGUCUAGGCGUUCUUCAAAUACUUGGUCGUUAGGGAUUUCGCUGGAUUAUCCCGUGGAUCUUCCCCUGGUUCCCUUGUACGGGUUGCGGUAGAAAACUAAGUUUAACAGUGGCGACGAGGUUAAAGUGGAUAGUAUUCGGAACCACAUCGACUGACCCGAGGACUGGCUGGUUGGCAUACCGGCAUAUGCAGUUAUAAGAAAUUUAUUCGCCAAAGACGCAAAGGAGAUUUUAAAACAAUUCAAGAGACGAAAUAAAAUACCCUUUUGCUUAGGAAGGAUUCGCAAAUCCUGUCAGUUGUUCUACAAAACCGAUCCGCUGAAAAUUAUCCGUGGCGAGGGACAAUACAUGUACGACGAGGAAGGUACGCGCUAUUUGGACUGCAUCAAUAAUGUCGCCCACGAUAUGUCAACUGGAACUCCAUCCACUAUUCCCGUAGUGGUAACUAGAUGUAGAGUGGGCCAUUGCCAUCCAACGGUGGUGGAAGCCGGCAUGCGUCAAAUCGCCACUUUAUCGACCAACAAUCGCUUUCUGCACGACGAGCUGGUGAAGUGUGCCCAAACGCUCACAGAAAAGAUGCCUUCGGGUCUUUCCGUCUGCUAUUUCGUCAACUCGGGAUCAGAGGCUAACGAUCUGGCCUUACGACUUGCCCGGCAACACACCAAACGGCACGAUAUCAUUACUCUGGAUCAUGCCUAUCACGGUCAUGUUUCUGCUGUAAUGGAAAUAUCCCCGUACAAAUUCAACCAACCGGGAGGUGAUCCGAAGCCCGACUUCGUACAUGUUGCACCUUGUCCAGAUGUCUAUCGUGGUAAACAUCGGGAUUGUGAUUACCCUGAAGAUGCUGACUUGGGACAACUGUACGCUGACGAAGUUGCUCGGUUGAUCGAACAAAACCCAAACAAAAUCGCUGCCUUCAUAGCUGAGAGUCUACAAAGCUGCGGCGGACAAAUCAUCCCACCUAAAAAUUACUUUAAAAAAGUCUAUGACCUUGUCCGAAGUGCGGGAGGUGUAACUAUAGCUGAUGAAGUUCAAGUUGGGUUUGGACGUAUUGGUACACAUUACUGGGCCUUCGAGCCACACGAGGUAGUCCCAGAUAUUGUCACGGUAGCCAAGCCAAUGGGUAACGGACAUCCGGUUGGUGCCGUCGUGACUACACCUGAGAUCGCUGAAAGCUUCGCUUCGACCGGAGUUUGCUAUUUUAAUACGUACGGUGGUAACCCAGUUUCUUGUGCGAUCGCAAAUGCCGUUAUGCGCGUCAUUGACGAAGAAAAACUCCAAGAAAAUGCACUUCACGUAGGCAAAUAUCUUCUUGACCAGUCUUGGGCCUUGCAGUAUGAGUACGACGCGGUUGGAGAUGUACGUGGAACGGGUCUGUUCAUCGGAAUCGAAUUAGUUUCGAAUAGGAGGACUCGUACACCGGCAACCAAACUUGCGAAAGCCGUUGUCGACAGAAUGAAAACUGUGCACAAAAUUCUUGUGAGCAGUGAUGGACCUGAUGACAAUGUUAUCAAACUGAAGCCACCAAUGGUAUUCAGCGCAGAGAACGCCGAUCAGUUCUUGUACGGGAUUCGUGAAUGUCUGGCUCACUUUGAGAAUCAGGAGAAAUCUCAAAAUACAACCGGAACCGAAAUGCGACCGGUCGUCGUGAUUCCAGCUCCUACAACCGGAGGAUUGUGCAGUUUAUCGAGUAGUGCUAUUAGUGAAAAACCGGACCUUAUCAAGUCUGUUUGAUGAUACCAAAGAUGAAAAACAGUUCUAAAAUACUUACUUGUUUUAUAAAUAUUAUUGUUUAGGGAUAAUUUUUUAAUAAACUUUAUGUUUAAUGCAUCGAAA